AUGGUCUCCUACAGCAAGAUGAGCCCCGGUCGGCCGGCGGCUCUGCUGGCCCUGCUGCUGAUGGCCCUCAUCAGCACGGCGCACGCCUUCACCUGCCCGAUCCUCUUCUCCCUGCGCCAGUCGGCCAUCGACUCCAACAACCCCAAGAGCGUGCUCGGCUACAACGGCGCCAUCAAGGCCCUGGGCUGCUGCAACUCCGGGCACUCCUGGAAGGCCCCCCACUGCCAGGCCAACAGCGGCCCGGUGUGCGGCUACGACUUCGAGACCUACCCGAAUGCCUGCGACCUGGGCGCCUGCCGGUCCGGUGUCCAGUUCACCGGCGCCUGCAAGCCCCAGCCCCAUGUGCUGGACUGCGGCCCGGUGUGCGGCUACGACUUCGAGACCUACCCGAAUGCCUGCGACCUGGGCGCCUGCCGGUCCGGUGUCCAGUUCACCGGCGCCUGCAAGCCCCAGCCCCAUGUGCUGGACUGCUACAUGGUCCCGCUGGACCAGAUGGCCCAGCGGGCGGCCUGCUUCCAGGCGGCCCUCAUGCGCAUCAUCCAGAGCGUGGACCUCAACAACACGCCGCCGGAUCCGGAAUGGCGCCUGGCCCAGCCCUGCGUCGUCCCCGGCCAGUAUGACCUGACCCAGUGGCGCACGGCCGAUGGCCGGUGCAACAACCCCACCCCGGAGCGCUCGUACUCCGGCAUGACCGGGCUCUACUUCAUUCGCCACGACAAGACCCGGUUCAUGCCGGCCAACGUGGACCUGGCCGUGGCGUCCGGGCCCAACCCCCGGCUGGUGAGCAACCUGCUCUUCAAGCGCAAGACCUUCACCCCCAACCCGGUGGGCCUCAGCGGCCUGGCCAUGGCCUUCUUGAACUUCUUCAUCCACGACUUCUUCCUGCCGGAGGUCGACUGGGCCGACAUGCUGGCCAUCCCCAUCCCGCCCAAUGACCCGGUGUACCCCUACAGCGAGUGGUCCGGCGAGGAGCACUACAUGUACCUGCCCAAGACCCGGGUCCAUGCCGAUGGCACCGUCCGCAACCAGGUGACCGCCUGGUUCGAUGGGUCCCAGGUGUAUGGCUCGACCCAGUCUCGCAUGGACUCCCUGCGUACCUUCCAGGGGGGCCGGAUGCUGGCAGAUCGGAAGAGCGUCGUGGCACUACAUGUGACCGCCUGGUUCGAUGGGUCCCAGGUGUAUGGCUCGACCCAGUCUCGCAUGGACUCCCUGCGUACCUUCCAGGGGGGCCGGAUGCUGGCCGACCCGGUGACCGGCUUCGCGCCGGACGAGCCGGCCUCCGGCAACCGCCGCCGGCGCAACCCCAACCACCCGGCCCUCUUCCUGCUGGGUGACGACCGUGGCAACCAGCAUGCCGGUCUGACGGCCAUGCACCUGCUCUUCGUCAAUGAGCACAACAAUGUGGCCGCCAUGCUGGAAGCCGCCUAUCCCCACCUGUCGGAUGAGGAGCUCUUCCAGCGGGCGCGCCUCAUCGUCGGUGCGGAGCUCUUCAAGAUCCAGACCAUCGAGAUGUCCACCCAGCUGGUGGCCGACAUCCCGUCGCAGCUGCUGGUGGCCUCCCUCUGGAGCGGCUACGCCACCAAGGAGUACAAUGAGCUGGCCAUCCAUGCCACCCCCUUCGACUUCAAUGCCGCCUACCGGUUCCAUGCCAUGGUGCCGGAGACCCUGCAGCUGCGCGACCGCAAUGGCACCCCCCUCGGCGACCGGGUCAACUACAUCGACACCUUCCACAACACCACCCUCCUUCGGCAGUAUGGCUAUGGCCCGGUGCUCAUCGGUCUGGCCUCCGAGGUGGCCGGCAAGCUGACCUUCAACAAUGUGCCGGAUGCCAUCCGCAACAUCCGCCACACGGAUGUCACCUACUCCCGGUCGACCCCCUUCGGCGGGUACUUCGGCCCGAGCCUCGGCUCCAGCUCCAGGUCCAAGUGCGUGGUCCAGCCCUUCCUGGACAUCGGCACCGUGGAUGUGGUCCGUGAUCGCGAGCGCGGCGUGCCCCGUGCCAAUGACUACUACGCCCGCAUCGGCCUGCCGGAGCUUCGCGCCACGCACUUCGGCCAGAUUGCCCCCACCCCGGAGGGGGCCCGCGCCGUGGCCGACCUCUACGACUGGGACAUCAACAAUGUGGACUUCAUUGUCGGCCUGCUGGGCUUCGACUCCACCGAGCUCGAUGGCAUUCCCAUCAUCUCCACGGCCGGCUUCCUGCCCUUCGUCUACUCGCGCAACACCCACGAUCGCUUCUACACCAAGGACUGGCUCACCCCCAGCGUCUACACCCAGGCCGGCUUCGAUCGCCUCAUGGGUACCUCCACCAACCCCGGCGGUGUCACCCUCGCCCAGAUCAUGGUCGAGGCUGGCGUCCUCGACCAGGCCCCGGCCAACAACGGUGUCCACUUUGCCACCCGCCUGCCCGGGCUCGAGGUGUUCAAGGUCUGGAAGUGGGACUAA
Molecule: messenger RNA, 2445 nt
Organism: Fonticula alba
Lineage: Eukaryota; Rotosphaerida; Fonticulaceae
Exons: 3
Coding region: 1-2445 (814 amino acids)
Biological process (GO): response to oxidative stress
Molecular function (GO): heme binding; oxidoreductase activity, acting on single donors with incorporation of molecular oxygen, incorporation of two atoms of oxygen; peroxidase activity
Source: RefSeq, a predicted model, not a curated record